Pollicipes pollicipes is the source of this 1502-nucleotide messenger RNA. Its product is annotated as adapter molecule Crk. The transcript has 7 exons. NCBI's taxonomy places the organism in Eukaryota, Metazoa, Arthropoda, Thecostraca, Pollicipedomorpha, Pollicipedidae. Gene Ontology annotation, biological process: enzyme-linked receptor protein signaling pathway; cell migration. The record is from RefSeq and is a predicted model, not a curated record. The coding region runs from base 160 to 954 and encodes 264 amino acids. Gene Ontology annotation, cellular component: cytoplasm. Gene Ontology annotation, molecular function: receptor tyrosine kinase binding; signaling adaptor activity.
UUGAGUGUCCGUCGUCCUGCGCCCGUCUGGACGGGUGGAACCAGGUCAGCUGGAAGAAGAAAAUAAGGACGUCUUUAAAAACAUCAGAGCUUGUACUCCGUUGAGGGUCCACGGUGAACUGUUCAUCUCACAGGUCAGCCAGGCAGCAGUUCUCUCAAAAUGACAUCAACUUUUGAUCCUGAUGACAAGAACAGUUGGUACUUUGGCCCGAUGUCACGUCAGGAUGCCAACGACCUCCUGAUGUCAGAGAGUGAGGGUGGCAUUUUCCUGGUGCGUGACUCCACCAGCAUCCAAGGCGACUAUGUCCUCUGUGUCCGUGAGGACAGCAAGGUCUCACACUACAUCAUCAACAAAAUAGUUGAGGAUGACCAGACUGUGUUCCGGAUCGGCGACCAGAUGUUCUCCGACCUGCCCAGCCUGCUCAACUUCUACAAGCUGCACUACCUGGACACGACGCCGCUGAUCCGACCAGCCCCGCGACGCGUUGAGAAGCUCGUCGCCAAAUACGAUUUCGACGGGCGGGACGACGAGGACUUGCCGUUCAAGAAGGGCGAGGUGCUGACCGUGGUGACGAAGGACGAGGAGCAGUGGUGGACGGCCAGGAACGCGCUCGGCCAGACGGGGUCCAUUCCCGUGCCGUACGUCCAGAAGCUGGAGGAGACCGACUCGCGGACGUCGGCCGGCGUCAACGGCAGUCCGGCCGCCAAGGACAGCCCGCCGAAGCCGAAGGCCAACGCCCAGCGCGCGUUGCCGGUGUUUGCACGCGUCAACCAGUCACGGAUCCCGAACGUCUUCGACAAGACGGCGCUGACGCUGGAGGUGGGCGACACCAUCAAGGUCAUCAAGAUGAACAUCAACGGCCAGUGGGAGGGCGAGCUGAACGGCAAAGUCGGACACUUCCCCUUCACGCACGUCGACCUCGUGGACGCCGUGCCAGACAAUGAGAAGCGCUGAGCACGGCUGGCGGACGACGCGAGAACUUGCACUUCGGCCUGCGGACGCUAGGUGGCGGUGGGCGGGUCCAGUAUGGCACGGGUUGCCCACAGCUGGUGCCAGCGCUGUGCACCGUCAGGGUACGCUGGGCAUUUGCGGGGUCGCCGAGCCGGCGCGCUGUGAUACGCGACCCGCGACGGCCGGCCGGCGCGUGCAGCUGGCUCUGCCGCCGACCGACGUGGCCUGCAGCCGUUGCAGCCAAAGGGAAUGACGAUCACUUGUUUGUACAUACGGCGCCUGCCGUCUGCGCCUUGUUAAUGCGCAAUGCCGAUUCGGCGUGUAUUCGGUCGUAUAGUGUAGGGAUAUGAUUAACACGGUGGAACACUGUCGCGGCCUCGCUGUGCACGGCGCUGGAUGCUUGACGCUCCAGAAUCUCUGAUGCGCGGAGCGGAGCGGUGGCGCUGCCAUUGUAUGGCACGCCUCGGAGGUAGCGCCGCGGCGCAUGGCUCUCCCGCCCGCGGCUCGUGGUGACUCAGUCUCAAUACAAAAUGACCGGCGCCCUCCGCCCA